GUGUCAAGCUAGCGGUCUGUACUGUUUCCUCCAGGACAAAAACCAGAAGUGAGUCUCUCUCUCUCUCUGUGGUGUUGCAGGAGGAGCUGGACGCAUCUCUUUUUCCAGCUAGUUAAACCCAAAGCCACCACCAGAUGUUCGACUAGUAACUUUCGGCCGUGUGUUUUUGCUUAUUCUCCUGUUGGAUCGCGAGUGUUUUACUGAUGACUUCCUCUAUCUCAUCCUGGAUUUGGAGUGAGAGAUUUUGGCUUCCCGAAAAUGUUACAUGGGCGGACCUGGAGCGACCACCACCUGGUGAGGAGUAUCCUCGCAUGAGACACAUCCUGUAUGCUCUACCUCUGGCUGUAGGAGUCUUUCUACUUAGAAUGAUCUUUGAAAGGCUAGUGGCCAAGCCCUGUGCCCACAUACUUCAGAUUCAGGCAGGAGUGCCUCGGCAAGCUCAUCCCAAUGCUGUCCUGGAGAAGGUGUAUCAGUCCAAAACGCCGCCAGACACAAGGCAGCUGGAGGGACUCUCCAAGCAGCUGGACUGGGAUGAACGGAAAAUACAGAGGUGGUUUCGCGUCCGUCGGAACCAAGACAGGCCCAGUAUGCAGAAAAAGUUCUGCGAGAGCAUGUGGCGAUUUACAUUUUAUCUGGGGAUUUUCAUCUAUGGCAUUCGACAUUUGUGGACGUCGCCUUGGAUGUGGGACACCAGACAGUGUUGGUACAACUACCCUUUCCAGCCUCUUAGCGCUGGACAGUUCAACCACUACGCAGCUGAGCUCGCUUUCUAUUGGUCUCUGAUGUUUUCUCAGUUCAUAGACGUUAGACGUAAGGAUUUCAUGAUCAUGCUUGUCCACCACCUGGCCACCAUAUUCCUCAUCACAUUCUCCUAUGCCAACAACAUGCUUAGAGCUGGCACUUUGGUCAUGUGUGUGCACGAUGCGUCCGACAUCUUCCUCGAGGCUGCCAAGCUGGCCAACUAUGCCAAGUACCAGAGGCUAUGUGAUGGCCUGUUUGUGGUGUUUAGCAUAAGCUUUUUCUGCACGCGACUCGUCAUCUAUCCUUUCUGGGUUGUUUAUAGUGUUCUGAUUGAGAGCUGGGAGAUCGUUGGGCCGUACCAGGCCUGGUGGCUGCUCAAUGGGUUGCUGUUGGUGCUGCAGACUCUUCACAUCAUCUGGUUCUACCUCAUCGCUCGCAUUGCUAUCAAAGCCAUUUUCAAGGGAAAGGUGGCGAAAGACGACCGCAGUGACAUCGAGAGCAGCUCAGACGAGGAGAUUUAUUCCAAUUCCAGUAAAAGUCCCAGUCAGACCCUAAAACCAAAGGACAUCAGUCACACUGGUAAUGGAGAAGCUCAUGACCACUGAGUGUCAUGAGGGGAUGUUUAUUUCCAGUGUGGCUUUUUUUUUCACCUGCUGCGUGCCUGUGUGACCCACCUUGACCUCCUCAAAAGACAUUAAACAUUUAUUUUUCAACCAGAAAGCUUUGCUGAGUCGUUCAAAUGGAGAGUGGACUUGGAUACAGGGGAACGCCUUGUGUGGAAUAAAGACUUAGCGCUGUCUUACUGAGUCAAGUU
Sebastes umbrosus (honeycomb rockfish) is the source of this 1555-nucleotide messenger RNA. RefSeq names its product ceramide synthase 5-like. Gene Ontology annotation, cellular component: membrane. The record is from RefSeq and is a predicted model, not a curated record. Gene Ontology annotation, biological process: ceramide biosynthetic process. Gene Ontology annotation, molecular function: DNA binding; sphingosine N-acyltransferase activity. Bases 204 to 1346 code for a protein of 380 amino acids. NCBI's taxonomy places the organism in Eukaryota, Metazoa, Chordata, Actinopteri, Perciformes, Sebastidae. The transcript has 10 exons.